Messenger RNA from Candidula unifasciata, 1056 nucleotides. The record is from the annotation of a GenBank genome assembly. Lineage: Eukaryota; Metazoa; Mollusca; Gastropoda; Stylommatophora; Geomitridae.
AUGUCUGCAGUCAUGCCGGCUGACUGCUUAUAUUUUCUGGACACCCCGAGACACAGAGGUGAUGACCUGGCUGUCUGGUUUAUGUCUCAUGCUUUCAAGCAGGAAGACAGACAUUGUGACAAACUGUGCUGCUUGAUCCGGGACACGGAAGAAGUGCAUCCGGGAUUCAUGUCGUCACCUAUUGUUGGAUUAACAUUGUUUAGGUGUAUACAAAUGUCAAGACAGGAUGUCAUUCUGUGUCUGCUCUCAGAGGGUGCAGACGUCAACAUGAUGUUUAGAGGGCGCUGCAUGCUGCAUGAGGCUGUGAAAAUUGCCAAUGAAGCCAUGUUGUCAUUUGUGCUCGCACUACCCGGGGUAGAGAAAGACAAGUUCGAUGUGGAGACAAGAACUCCCCUGAUGGAGGCUGCAAGAGGCAGGCCUGGAUGUCUUAAGAUCCUUCUGGAGGGAGGCUGUGAUAUGAAACUGACAGAUUACAACGGCGACACCGCAUUCCAUCAUGCAUUUCAGUCUCCCCGUCCACGCAGGGAUGACAUCAUUUCCUGUUUGGACACAAUGCUUGAGUAUGGAGCAGACGUCAACUCCCGCGGCUCUCAAGGCAAGACUUGUUUACAGAAAGCUGUAGAGACUGGCAACCAUUGGUUAAUAAAAUGGCUGAUUUUUCACAACUGUGAUCUAAACGUGCAGCUAAGAAACUGCAGAGUACAACUGGCACUGUUUCAAGCUCUUCGAUUUUGCAACGAAAUUCCUUUACUGAUCGCGAUUAAGCGAGCAGAUCGAGUUCUGGUAGAGGUGAUGAUUGCUUGCGGCUGUGAUUUCAGACAGUACAACUACAAGUGGGUGUUGGACUACUGCAGACAAUUCAAGUUACUGUACAACAGCCUGGUAAAUUCCUUUUCUGGGGCGGAGUCGCUCCAGAGCUGCUGCCGCAAGGUCAUUCGAAAGUGUCUGACCACAAAUAUUGUAGCCGAGUCUAGACAGCUGCGUCUGCCAGUGGCGCUGCAGAAGUAUGUCUUAUGCCAGGAAGAAUUAAAAGCACUGGACCAUUGGGGUACAUAA